AAAAAUUCAAUUUUUUUCUAAAGGGAAAAAAAAAAGAUGACUUGUAGCUAUUGUCAAUCAGACAAAACUGUUCACCUUUUACAACAAGAAUUAAGCAAGAAAAAUCAACAAUUAAAACGACUAGAACUUGACUUGCAAACAUUAAAUCAAAAAUAUGUUGCUCAAAUUGAACAUGUAGGAAACGUUGAGCAUGAAAAAGAUUUAGUUGAACAUGAAUUAGAAGAGCUUAGUCGACAUUUAUUUGAGGAAGCAAAUGCAAUGGUUGCAGUCGAGAAGAAAGCACGUUGGAAGAUAGAGAAUGAAUUAACACAAACAAAAGAACAACUCCUAGCAGAACAAACUCAACUCUCUGAAUUAAGACAAAAAUUAUUAGCAACCGAACACCUUACCGAAGCUUCAAAAGAUCCUGUUUUAUGCCGAGAAAAAGAUGACUUUCAUCAUAAUUGUGAUCAUCCUACCUUGCAUACAACACAAUUAGAUCUAGAGAAUUUAUACGGGAUAAAACACAUGAACAGUACAAGGAAUACCAUCUCGUAUCAAAAUGAUUAUAACAAUGAACAGCAACAAAGAACUAUCUCUAUGCCACCUACACCUUCUAAUUCAGAUCAUACGAUUGCUAUGAAAAAGAAAAAAAGAAUAACCUCAUCUGCUAUUGAUGGUAUCCAACUAGAAACAUUUAGAGAAUAUAUUACUUUAGCAUCUUCACAAUCAAUAUCUACAAAGAAACUAAAUCAAACACAUUAUAUGAAAUAUUGUUUAUCAGAAGAUAUUGAGCCUUGUCUAAGAUUUGGAUCACAAUCAAAAUUAUCUGUAAAAAAAAUGAUAGAUUAUCUAUCUAGACAGCCUUGUUUUAUUGAACAUGUACCUAUUUCUCCUAAUAUUACAAUCUCAAAGGAAAUACCACAACAGCAAUAUAAACCAAUAUGGGAACGAUUUUCAUCGAGUGCAACCUCAACCAACUUAAAAAAGCCAUUUAUAAUAUCAGAUAUAUGUUCUGCAUGUGGGAGACAUGCUAACCCUGAAAAAUAUAUUAAAUUAAAUUAUCAAUUCAAGUUAGACGAACAAGAUCAUUGGCUACUGAUUGACCAAUAUUGCCGUGAUAGACUUGUUGCUGUUUGUGAGUUCUUUGUCUUUAUUCGAAAUAUUCAAAUGGGAUUAUAUAUGGAUAGAUCUAUUGAAGACUUAUACAUUGAAAACAUUAGGCUCAGAUUACAAAUGUUCUAUUCUCGUAUGGGUGCAUUACCUGUUAUCAUGAGUGACUCAAAUCAUGCACUAGAUCAAGCUAAUAACGUAGCUAAACCAAUAUUAAAAGAUGAUAUAUAUCUUUCAGAUGGUUCAAUAUCUACUGGACCAAAUACCCCUGAACAAAAUAUUAUUUCUUCUCCUUCGCCUAUUCAUUCUGCUUGGACGCUGGAAUCGUCUUCUUUUUCGACAUAAAUACUCUUCUUUAAUAUGCAGCAAUAAAUUUGUUUGUUUUUUUAUUACUAAUAUUAUUGUAUUUACAGAACAGGAGAUAGUGCUUUUUUUCCCCCUUUCCUUUCCUUUCCUUUCUCCUUUUUUUAUUAUUAUUAUUAUUAAAACACACUUAAAGUAAAGGUAAUGGUUCUCCUAUACGUAAAAUUGUUUGUAACCAACGUUCAUCUUCUUCCCAAGGAAUGCCACUUUCUAAAAUGAUU
Messenger RNA from Cokeromyces recurvatus, 1676 nucleotides. RefSeq lists its product as uncharacterized. Gene Ontology annotation, molecular function: guanyl-nucleotide exchange factor activity. The coding region runs from base 37 to 1437 and encodes 466 amino acids. Gene Ontology annotation, biological process: exocytosis. The record is from RefSeq and is a predicted model, not a curated record. The transcript is spliced from 3 exons. Gene Ontology annotation, cellular component: Golgi to plasma membrane transport vesicle; cell tip. NCBI's taxonomy places the organism in Eukaryota, Fungi, Mucoromycota, Mucoromycetes, Mucorales, Mucoraceae.